GUACCGGGUGCCCGGGCACGCGCCGUGGAGCCCAGGCUGUUCCAGAGAGGAGCGUGCGCCGAGGUCACUGCCUCUCCCAAGGGGCGACCUCAACGCCUGGCGAAAGAUGCAGGAACAGGGGGUGCCCGGCAGUCGGCUCCUGCCAGGCGCGCAGCAGCAGCAGCCGGAGUCAGGUAAAGGGAAAAAAGGAAAAGGCCAGGGCAAGUCUCAUGGGAAGAAACAGAAGAAACCGGAAGUGGACAUUCUCAGCCCUGCGGCCAUGCUGAACCUCUACUAUAUCGCCCACAACGUCGCUGACUGCCUGCACCUGCGAGGCUUCCACUGGCCGGGUGCUCCCAAAGGAAAGAAAGGGAGGAGCAAGACAUAAGUGACAGCAUUUCAGCAUUUCACUGAAAGCACAUCUCUGUUACGGGAAGAGAAGUCAGGAUAACACAACUAUUGCCGGCAAUGUAGACUUGACUCCAGACGACUUGAGAUGCACGUUAAGUGUGCUCUUCUGCGAUGGCUGAUGAUCAGGAAAUGUACUGUACUUCCUCAGUUAUGCCAGACACGGUUUACCACUGUGGUUUUUCAGGAGUGAUAGGGUGGGAAAAGUCUGAGUAAUAAUUCCUACACAGUGUGGUGGAAUUAAUAGAACUUUCAACAAUUAUUAUAAUUCUGGGUCAGAAUUAAACGUUGCUCUCACAAGGCAGUUCUAGUUGCAUUAAUUGUUUUCUUUUGCCAAAGGGGGUUUGUCAUUUAGAGAAGAUGCAGCAAGAAGCGCUGUUUCCUUAGGAAAUUUCCUCUCUUGGGCACUAUUUCCUUUUUUUAAAUGGAAAAUAAUAAAUACUUUGUCUCUAUAA
Molecule: messenger RNA, 842 nt
Organism: Callithrix jacchus (white-tufted-ear marmoset)
Lineage: Eukaryota; Metazoa; Chordata; Mammalia; Primates; Cebidae
Gene: SMKR1
Product: small lysine rich protein 1
Source: RefSeq, a predicted model, not a curated record